AUGAAGCAAGGCACCGAUCAGUGUCAGGGUACCUGGGCAGAAGCGAGCUUAAAAGGUAGAGGACGUAUCUCUACAACCACGACAAUAAUAGAUGGUAAGAACGGAUCUGUUCCCUCAUCAUCCAUGAAAGUGGGCAAGAAAUCAGUAACGGAAGACCUUGUGACAACAUUCAGCUCACCAGCAGCAUGGAUUCUUGUUGUUGCUCUGAUUGUUACCUGGUCAGCAGUAGCUAUUGUAAUGUUUGACUUGGUGGAUUACAAAGCCUUUGCAG
Messenger RNA from Eurypyga helias (sunbittern), 271 nucleotides. RefSeq names its product triadin-like. The record is from RefSeq and is a predicted model, not a curated record. Gene Ontology annotation, molecular function: signaling receptor binding. Gene Ontology annotation, cellular component: sarcoplasmic reticulum; membrane. The annotation marks the transcript as partial. The transcript is spliced from 2 exons. NCBI's taxonomy places the organism in Eukaryota, Metazoa, Chordata, Aves, Eurypygiformes, Eurypygidae.